UUUACCACAUUAAUUAAUGAAUAUAUUGAUAUGAAUACUUUAUCUUCAUUGAUCACUUGUUCAUCCUCACAUUAAGGUGUGUGACGUCAGCACGCAGGACGUGUGUGUGGGGGGGUGUAAAGGGGGGGGAUCGGGAUUCCUAAGGAUUACCCGUCAUGCCCCGCGGGUAAAGAUGGCGACAGCUGAGCAGGGCAGUAGAUCAACUUUCUCCGAGCGGCACUGAGUGGAUUUUCUUCCGUCGGUCGGAGCGUCUCAGCCGGCUGCUUCUCCUCCCUCCUCCCGCCGCCGCCGCCGCCGCCUCCCCGCUCCGGAUCUCCUCCUCAGCCGGACCUCCUCGCUCCUCCCCGGCCUCGGAUCGGUUCGGAGCCCCCCCUCCCUCCUCCUUCUCUCCUCGCCCCACCGGAGGAGCAGAGCGGAGCUCCGGCUAAAGUUUCCUCUCCUCUCCGCCCUCCGGGACUUGUUUGUGGAGGCAACCGGGACCGAGCGGCGCCGUCCGGCCUCACAGGUUGAGUCUCAGAGGAAGACUGAGUGUGAGGACGGACACCGCAGAGACGAUGAAGAGUUUCCUGUGUUGACAUAUGAGGUGUUUCAGUGGAUGAAGUCAGCUGUGGAGAAGAGAAGCUCACCUUUCAGGACUGACAGACGAUAGAGAGGAAGGAAGUAGGGCCCAGGAUGACGAGUGCGGCCCCGGCCAGGAAGCCGUACCGUAAGGCUCCGCCGCAGCACCGUGAGAUCCGCCACACCCUGCCCGUUGCUCCACCUCCACCUGCGCCGCAGCCCGACAUAAAUCAGGUAAACCAACACACUGUAAACACACCUUUAAGCUCCCUGCAGCACCUCCCCCACCUCCCCGCCACCAAUGCCUCUAAACGGCUGCAGUGCGGGUCACGGCAUGGCAUCCCGACCAAGCCGCUCCCGCUCUCUGACAGCGAGCUGGACAUCUCCAGCCUGUCCAGCCUGGAGCUCUGCAUCCCGCCGCCACCGCUCUUCAGUAGCCACCGGCCCGGCCGCACCAGGACCACAGCAGUGGGCGUCACCACAAGUCCUCGCCGUGCAGCAGGUCACUCCAUCAGCGGUGGUUCCACAGCGGCCAGAAAACCCUCCCCCACCCGGGGACCCAGAGGAGACCGCCACAGCCGGACGCAGAGGACGCAGAGUGCCGCGCCUCCAAAGAGCAUCCUGAAGCAGCCAGCCUCGCUCGGUGUGGAACACGCCUACGACAUCAUCCGGAAGUCAAAGUCAGUGGAGCUGCUGGAUGACAGCAGGGGGCGGAGCGGCUCCAACGCCCACCCACCCACUCGCUCUCUGGACCGGUCGGACCAGCGGGUGUCAGCGUCGCGGCGGUCGUCGGACCCGCCCUCCCCCUGCAGGAGCGACUGGAACUGGAGGAUGCAGGUUCUUGAGGAGAAGGUCCGCUUCUCCAACUUCCUGGAUGAGAUUACGUAUCAGGUCCUAAGCCCCGCCCACCUCACGCUGCUUGGCAGGACACCCUCCAGUGAGCAAGGAAGCCCUGCCCCUCAGCGCCGCCGCCGCCCAGCCCACAGGAAGCAGCAAGCAGAGGGGACAUCUGCUGACCGGACUAAGCGCUGGGACGACUGGGUGGCGGUGAUGCAGCGGCCCGGUGGGUGGUACCAGCCCCUGCAGGAGGAGCGGGUGGGGCAGGAGACCCCUCGACAACAGGGUGACAUCACAGAGAGGGCGGGGCCUAAAGAGGAGGUGCUGAAGGUAAAUAGAGGAGUAAAGAUGGAGGGGCAGGAGAAGGAGGAGCCACAGAGACACAAACACAGACCUCCUUCUAAUCAGGCUCUCCUGUCCCACAUCAAGGUAAGUGAGAGGAGGGGCAGGGCUCCUCCUCAUCAUGCUCCCCCUCCUCCUCGUUAUGCCCCCUCUCCUCAUUCUGCCCCUCCCCUCCUCCUUCAGCUCCUCCCUUCUCCUCCUCCCAUUAUGUUUUUUUAUCAUGAGGAGUCUUUAAGUUUGAGUUUUUGGAUCAGUUGUGGGCUGGUUGUCUCAGACUCACCCCUCCUGCCCCUCCUCUUCCUCCUCCUUCUGCUCCUCUUCCUCAUCCUGUCUUCCCCUCCCCUGGGAGAGAGUCCGGUGGUCUCCUAUGAGCCCAGCCUUGAAGACGUAAUCCUCCAGCAGCAGAAUGAGGACCUGCAGCGCCGCCUCUCCCUCUCCACCCACAAGAUGGAGGCCAUGGAGGCGGAGUUUGACGGCAGCCGUCACUACAUGGAGGCAGAGCUCAGCCGGACCAGAGACGAUCUGGACAAGAUGAGGGACAAGUUCCGCAGACUCCAGAACAGCUACACGGCGUCUCAGAGAGCCAAUCAGGACCUGGAGGAGAAGCUUCACGCUCUGGCUGCCGUCAGUCAGACAUGGGUUCAUGCACUACGGAAGGUGGAGAGGGACAAGAAGACAAUGGACCAGGAGAUUGUGGAGCUCACCAACAAGCUGCUGGACGCCAAGAACACCAUUGACCGUCUGGAGGAGCUCAACGAGCGUUACAGGCAGGACUGUAAUCUGGCUGUCCAGCUGCUAAAAUGCAACAAGUCACAUUUCAGGAACCACAAGUUCGCCGAUCUGCCCUACGAGCUGCAGGACAUGCUGAACAAACACAUGAAGAGCAGCCUUCCAGAGCGAGGCCCCGCCCCCGGCUCUCAGGACCCGGACACACUCAGUUUGACUCCCGCUGACGUCGUGCCGACAUCCGUCAUCGCCCGUGUCCUGGAGAAACCUGAGCCGCUGGUCCUGAAUUCGGCCCAGUCCAGCAGCUGUGGCCGACCUGUUGCAGAGGACGUCUUCGUGCAUGUGGACAUGACGGGUCCCGCUGCUGCCGAGGCCCGAAGCCGGGAGAACGGCGCACAGGAGGCGGCGCAGCAGAACGGUUCCUGCCGCAGUCAGAGCAGUCUGGACGGGCAGUCUGGUGGCGAGGAGGCAGGUGGGGCUCCGUCCUUCGAGAAGUUGAACCCUUACCCAGCACCACCACCUCCGCACCCUCUCUACCCCGGCCGCAAGGUCAUUGAAUUCUCUUCUGAUGACAAAGUGAAGAUCCCCAAAAACUCACCGCUGCCCAACUGCACCUACGCCACACGGCAGGCCAUCUCUCUGAGCCUCGUCCAGAAUGACGAUGAGCGCCUGGCCCCCGGCAGCCCUGCUCCCUCCUCCUCCUCUGGCGGAGGGGUCCAUCAUCGCACACCGCCGUCACAGCGGGACGCCGCCAGCGAGCCACUGUCCAGCCAGUCCAGCCCAUUCAGCAGCCCGCCACAGGCCCCCAGCGUCCUGGCGAGCUCCGGCAGCUCGGAGGAGGACCUGCUGGCCAACUGGCAGCGGAUGUUUGUGGAGAAGAUGGCGCCGACAUGCGACGGUUCAAUGGUUCAUCGCACGGCAUUCAGCAGUCAGACGGCUCAGGAGCUACAGAGGAGGAGGCCGACGCCAGGGGGCGGGACUUCCUCCUCUUCUGACCGCCACAGAGCAGCGUACUCGGACGGUGAAGAGGGCUCAUCGGCGCGGAGCUGGACGCCGAGCCGUGGCUCCAGCCUCGACACUGACACCGACACCGAGCCUCGACCCGGCAGGAGGGGGCGCUUUGGCGGCGACGGCUCCACGGAGGAGGGCGAGAGGCUGCUGAUGAACCUGGAGGACGACUGUGGCAGCGGGGACACGGCGGUCACCGUGGCGACCAGCCCUGCCGACACCCAUAGGAAGGAGUUAGAGGAGGAAGAGGAGGAGGAGGAGGAGGAAAGUUCCACUGAGGAGAGAGACGUUCUCCCCCACGACCUGCCUGUCAUCUCGCCCCGCCUCCUGGACUACGACCCCGCCCUCGCCGCCACCGCCACCCCGCAGCGUCCACAGAAGAGCCCGAAGAGGAUGGGCGUGCACCACCUGCACCGCAAAGACAGCCUGACCCGAGCCCAGGAGCAAGGCACGCUGCUGGACUGACCCCGCCCCCUCCACACUGUCUGUUCCCAUGGCAACUGACUUGUCUGUCACAGAGGUCAGAGGUCACGCCCAUCCAGGAUAUAGCCAUGCUCUACCGUAUGCUGCCGAGUUCCGUGUGUGUGUGUGCGCGUGUGUCAGACCGAUCAGUUGUGAUAUUGAUCAGCUGAUAAUCAGCUGAUCGUCAACUUAUCACAAAUUCAACAAUGAUAAAAUCAAACUUUUAUUUUUAUGUAAUCAGAUUAAAUUCCAACAGUAUUUUUAUUUUCUUCCAUUCGUCACAUUUUUAUUGAUUAUUAUUAAUCAAUCACAUUAAUCUGAAAAUCACUGACAUGCUCUGUGGCCAAAAGUUUGUGGACGUCCUGUGAUACAAGAGGCAACUGAAUCUUUUUUUUUUGUUUUGUUUUUGUUACUGAGUUUCUCAAAAAGUGACGCAGAAAACAAAAUUAGAUUAAAGUGACUCAUUUAUUUACUUUAAACCACAUUUUAACUGUGAUGGAACAGAAAGUAAAAUUAAAGCUGCAGCAGCGACAAACGGACCCUCGCACCUCUGCAACUGGUGCUGUCAGGACGUGUCUGAAAAUAUGUACUUCCUGUUGCCAGUAGUUGUCAAUAAGGCACACGCUGCUUUUGCAGUCGAUCCCAUUGAUUCUACAGGAGAAGUUUGUUAAAACACAACACGUAGGAAAUUCAAAAUGGCUGAUUUCCUGUUAGGUUUAGGCAAGAGGCUUUGUUGUGCUUCAAGGCGUGUGUUUUGGCGAAACGUCGACCUGCGCUGCACCGCCGCAGCGACACGCUUUGAUGAAAACUCAGUUUCCACAGUAAAGCAUCACCCCGGCCUUAUGGAUGUUUUUGACCACAUUUGAAGUGGGUCUGGUCAACUUUGUAGGAGAUAAAACAUGUCAUUUCCUGUUGCCAGUAGGGGGCGCUAUAUUUAUCACUAAUUCAGUUCAGUUUCAGUUUUAUUGUCACUUAAUGAGGGGCAGCUUGUGGAGGGAGUUAAUUUCCCUGAUGGCCUGAGGGAAGAAACUGUUGCACUGGUGGAUCUGGCCCUGAUACUUGGUAGCCUCCUACCAGAGGGCAGGAGCACAGAGAGGUGGUGGGACGGGUGAGAGGGGUCCAGCUUGAUGCUUGUGGCCUUUCUGACACAUCUGUCUUUGGAGAUGUCUGCUGGGGCUGGUGGGCGCCGAUGAUCUUCUCUGCUGCCCUAACUACUCUUUGCAGGGUUUUCUUAUCUGCUGCAGAGCAGUUGCCAAACCAGACAGUGAUGCAGUGGGUCAUGUGCUUUCUAUUGUCCCUCUGUAGGAUGUUGUCAUGAUUGACAGAGGGGAUUUGGCAGAGCAGUCAUGUGUCAGUAGUGUGAACAUGGGGGAGCACACGGCCCUGGGGGGAGCCGGUGUUCAGCGUGAUGCUGCGAGAUGUUCUCUUUCCUGUUCUGACUGACUGUGGUCGGCCUGUAACACAGUCCAGUAUCCAGUUACAGAGUGGUGUGUUGAAGCCCAGAGUGUUCAGCUUCUCUGUGAGUUGUUGUGGAGUGAUGGUGUUGAAUGCGGAGCUGAAAUCAAUGAAUGACAUCCUGACGUGCAUUUUUUUGUUCUAGAUGUGUGAGUGCCACAUGUAGAGCGCUGGAUACAGCGUCCUCAGCAGAUCUGUUUGCACCAUAUGCAUAUUGAUGGGGAUCAAGGUUUGGAGGCAGGAGGGUUCUGAUACGCUACAUGACUAGCCUCUCAAAGCAUUUCAUGAAGAUGGGGGUCAGAGCUUUGGGGCGGAGUCAUUCAAGCAUGACACAGAGGCGGAUUUGAGGCAUUCUGGGACAACAGUCUGGAGCAGAGAUGUCUGUAAAAACAUCUUUGAGCUGGUCAGCACAGUCUCUAAGGACCCGACCAGGUAUGUUGUCCGGCCCAGCAGCACAUGUAGAUGUGUUCAGGGCAGGACUGUCAUCAAUCCUGUGAAGUCUGGGGAAGAUUGGACCAUGUAUGCUGGAGCUUUAAACUACUUCCUGUUUCAUGGCGAAACUGAAGUUUGUCACAUGGAUUGACAACAAGUCAAGCUUAUAAUAAGUUUUCAUCUUUAGAUGGUACACACCAAAUUUGAAGUCGAUAUGAUCAAAUCUGUAGGAGGAGUUCGUUAAAGCACGACUCCUGGAAAUCCACCAGAAUUACACAGUAAAUUCACAAUGGCUGACUUCCUGUUGGGUUUAGAGGAUGGCUCCAAAAGACUUUUCUGUACGUCUGAGCACGCUCCAAACGCAUGCCAAACUGUUUGUCUGCGUGAAAGUUAAAGGUUGGGGAUUAGGGGGCGCUGUUGAACCAAAGUGCCCAAACUUUAAAACCAAUGUUCCCUAGGAUUCAAAGUUUCAUGAGUUUUUGAGCGUCCCCAAAAAUGUGCUCAAGGGCUACAAAUAAAAAUCGGAAUAAUAAGAAUUCCUUAAAUUUCAUGAGGGUCCUCGCCGCCGCCUGCGCUUAGCGCUCGAGUCCUAAUUAAACGGUUAGAUUAAUAAAUACAAACGUUUUUCUCUAAAUCCUCAAAGACUUGAACAGGGUUUGGUUGAUGGUGGCGUCCACUUACUUUUGACCACACAGAGUCCACGGUCAGACGUCUGUACACCAAGAUGAACUACGCGGCCAAAAGUUUGUGGACGGCUGAUUAGAUUAAAUUCUGAAUUAUGUAAUCAGUAUUAUAAUCAAUGUUAGAAAACCCAUUCUGUGUGUGUGUGUGUGUGUGUGUGUGUGUUUUGGAUUGUUUGUUAGAGAAGAAGAAAAAAAAAAGAAGCUAAAAACUUUUUGGACGUCUUUGCCUUGUUUCCUGACCUGGAGCUUUUAUUUUGAAGAAAACAUAUAAGACACACCUGGAUGCGCGCGCGCACACACACACACACACACACACACACACACACACACUCGGACUUGGACUCUCAGUGCCUAUCACUCUCUCUGGGAGGUUGCGAGUACGACGCCGGGCCUGCUGAAGGUCAGACAUUUUUUUUCUUCACUAAUCACUUCCUGUCAUGGCGUGUUUUUAUUUAGUCACCUGACUGGUCUGUCGGGACGUUUAACCUUUGACCCUGGCUGACCUACACCCCCCCGCCCCUCCCUUAACGCUGUAUGUGCAGGGGGGUGGGGCCAGGGGGCGGAGCUUGUCCCACCUGGAAUGUAACCAUUCAGUUUGUUUGUUUGUUGUCUUUGUUUUGGGGUAUAGAUCCAUUAUUAAGAGAUUAUUUUAUUAUGUUUAUGUUUGAUUUGUUUUGUUGUUUUUAUGUUCGGACGUUCUCACGCUGCUACGGAAGCCCGUUAGUUCCAGAAACAUGGGUGGGCACUGAAAAUGACUUUUAUUUUGAAGGAUAUAAACUAAAAAUAGUUGGAGAGGCGGUUAAAAUCGGGAGAAAUCAGGUCGUCAGCCGUCGCAACCCUGGACUAAUGUUUGAUCAUUUAGUUUGAGUUUUAAAGGAGCAGUACGUACGUUUUAGUGGCGCCUGGCGGUGAACAUCACAGGUUACAACCAGCUGAACGUCUCCCGGUUAGAAUUCCUUCAGCGUUGAGGAGCUGAAUUAUCAGCAGAUGUCUCCUCCUCAGUGCUUUUACGACGCCACUCAUAGCGGAGGUACUGCUGAUUAAGAAAACAUGAAUGUCUCUAUCUAGAGUCAGUGUUUGGUUUGUCCGUUCUGAGCUACUGUAGAAACAUGGCGGUACGUGUUGAUCUCUGUAGACGAGGAC
Molecule: messenger RNA, 7646 nt
Organism: Epinephelus lanceolatus (giant grouper)
Lineage: Eukaryota; Metazoa; Chordata; Actinopteri; Perciformes; Serranidae
Source: RefSeq, a predicted model, not a curated record